CUAUGGAAAUCCUUAUUAGAAUUAAAGUUCUAUUGAGCUUGUUGACCGUUAUAUUACUUUUAUAGACUGAUAUGUAGACAACAUGACUCAGAAUUCUCAGGGAUUUACAGUAAUCUGUGACAUGUUUGAUGGACUAACCAUUGACACAAAUGAUCAGCCUUUUAACAUAGAAGAAUCUUUAGAACAGAGACUUGCAGAUGCCAUUCCAAAAUGGAAACAGGAGGGAAUCCGUGGGUUAUGGAUGAAGAUUCACCUUCCUCAUUCCUCUGCUGUACCAGUCUGUAGCAAGUUAGGUUUUGAUUUCAAUCAUGCUCAGUCAGGCUAUGUAAUGAUGACAAAAUGGCUGCCAGACAAUGAAGAGAACAAACUACCUGAAUACGCAAAUCAGUACUUAGGUGUGGCGGGGUUUGUCCUGAAUGAGGAGGGGGAGCUGUUGGUGAUCAGAGAGAGGUACAGUGUAAUCAGGUCCAAGCCUUGGAAGUUACCUGGAGGACUGGCUGAUAAAGGGGAGGAUUUGGCGGAGACGUCCAGAAGGGAGGUCCUGGAGGAGACGGGGAUCCAGGCCGAGUUUGUGUCCGUGCUUGGCUUCCGUCAUCAGCACAACUUCCGCUUUGGUUGCUCUGACUGGUACUUUGUCUGUCUGAUGAAAGCAGUUACCACGGAAAUCAAACAUUGUCCUCAGGAAAUCGCAGAAUGUAAAUGGAUAUCUGUUGAUGAAUACAUAGCUGACCCAAAUCUGACAGCUGCCAACAGGUUCUUUGCAGAGUGUUACCUCAAUCACCAGAAAAAUGGCAAUCGGACCAUAUCCCCCUCACUGGUGGAUUCAUGGAACAAGAAGUUUAAAAACAAUAUUUACAGUAUUCAACCUGUACCAAAGGACUUUCUACAGAGUGGUGCUCAUUAACAUCUGUGAGGGAAUGGAAUAGACUGAUUCAGACUGUGAUAAUUAAAGAAUGCAAACUUUUUAAUUUUGUGAAAUUUAUUUUUCACUUGGGCAAAAUAAUCAAUCAGCUUCAUUCAAACUUUAUUACAAAACAAUGAGAGGAAGAAAACCAAGAGAAUGAGAGAAAUCCAGGGAAUCAUUGACAAGAUAGGAAAACUGUGGUUCUAUAGGCUGCAGGAUGUACUAACAUCUAGUCCACUCGCUAAACUUCCUAAACAGUAAUUAAAAUCACAACAAAUGGCAAAAACGAAGUCAAUAGAUUUAGAAGUAUUAGGCUGCUUUAAUUGAUUUUUUUUUCUCAAUAAGAUUCAGAAUGUUAAUAAUGUUUUAUUUUACAAUUUUAUAUUUUUAUUUCUCAGAAAUAAAUAUCAUAGUUAA
Molecule: messenger RNA, 1321 nt
Organism: Saccostrea cuccullata (small rock oyster)
Lineage: Eukaryota; Metazoa; Mollusca; Bivalvia; Ostreida; Ostreidae
Product: nucleoside diphosphate-linked moiety X motif 6-like
Exons: 8
Coding region: 83-904 (273 amino acids)
Molecular function (GO): ADP-ribose diphosphatase activity; NAD binding; NADH pyrophosphatase activity
Source: RefSeq, a predicted model, not a curated record